Tachyglossus aculeatus (Australian echidna) is the source of this 945-nucleotide messenger RNA. Its product is annotated as olfactory receptor 1361-like. The transcript has a single exon. Gene Ontology annotation, molecular function: G protein-coupled receptor activity; olfactory receptor activity. Gene Ontology annotation, biological process: G protein-coupled receptor signaling pathway. Gene Ontology annotation, cellular component: membrane. NCBI's taxonomy places the organism in Eukaryota, Metazoa, Chordata, Mammalia, Monotremata, Tachyglossidae. The record is from RefSeq and is a predicted model, not a curated record. The coding region runs from base 1 to 945 and encodes 314 amino acids.
AUGGACACCGGGAACGACACCGUGGUGACCGAGUUCAUCCUCCUGGGCCUGUCCAGCCGCCCGGAGCUGCAGCCGCUCAUCUUCGCGCUGAUCCUCACCAUGUACCUGGUCAACCUGGCGGGAAACUCCCUGAUCGUCGCCGUGGCCUGGACCGACCCCAGGCUGCAGACCCCCAUGUACUUCCUGCUGAGCCAGCUCUCCCUGCUGGACAUGGGUUUCGCCUCCAUCACCGUCCCGCAGCUCCUCGUCCACACCUUCUCCCGACGCCGGACCAUCCCCUUCCACAGGUGCAUCGCCCAGUUCUUCUUCUUCGUGACGGCGGGCAACAUGGAGGGCUACCUGCUGGCCGCCAUGGCUUACGACCGUUUGGUGGCCAUCUGCCGCCCGCUGCACUACACGUCCGUGCUGACCCGAGGCCUCUGUGUGCGCCUGGUGGUGGGGCCCUGGGGCCUGAACGUCCUGCACGCCCUGCUGCACACCGUCCUCGUCCUCCGACUCUCCUUCUGCAGCCGCCGCAUCCUGCACUUCUUCUGCGACGUCCCGGCCCUGCUGCAGCUGUCCUGCACGCCCCCCUACCUCAACGAGCUGGUGGUCCUCACCCUGGGAGCCACGGUGACCCUCUCCCCCUUCCUCUUCAUCCUGGCCUCCUACGGCCGCAUCGGGGCGGCCGUGCUGAGGCUGCGCUCGGCCGCGGGGCUGCGCAAGGCGGCGUCCACCUGCGGCUCGCACGUGGUGGUGGUAUCGCUGUUCUUCGGGACAGUGAUCCGCCUGUACUUCACACCCCUCAGCGCCCACAACCUGGACCGCGACCGGCACGUGGCGGUGUUUUACACCGUCGUGACGCCCAUGCUCAACCCUCUCAUCUACAGCCUGAGGAACCGCGAGGUCAAGGGGGCCGUCCGCAGGCUGGCGGCCAGACUCCGGGGGACGGAAGGGCGUGUUUAG